CCCAGUAGUCCAGGAUUCAUUGCACCUUGCAGAGAAGUAGAAGAAACGUCUGAUUUACAAAAUCUCCUCUUUCACUACAAAUACCCCAAACGCAUCUCUUUCCUCGAGCUGUCGGUGAUAUUUGUUUCUCUUCGCCGGAUCCAUUAUUAGUCUUCUGCGUCUUCCACAGAGAAAGGAUGCAAUUUGCUAAAGAACACAUCGGAAUGAUUCUUUGAAGAACAAUCUAAAUGUCCCGUGGAAGAGUUCCUUUCACGGAUCUGAAACGAGUUUACGAUGUUGAGCAAGCGUGCUCUAUGCCAAACACAUUCCAAGACGACGAUGAUGAUCUAUGGCCGCUUGGUGAGAUUGAUCCCAAAAAGUUGAAAUUCCCUUGCUGUAUAGUCUGGACUCCUCUCCCCGUCGUCUCUUGGUUGGCUCCUUUCAUUGGCCAUGUUGGUCUUUGCAGAGAAGAUGGAGUCAUCCUCGACUUUGCUGGUUCUAACUUCAUCAGCGUUGAUGAUUUCGCUUUUGGUCCUCCUGCUCGCUAUCUCCAACUCGAUAGAAAACAGUGUUGCAUGCCACCGAACUUGGGUGGGCACACUUGCAAGUACGGGUACAAACACACAGAGUUUGGAACGGCGGUUACAUGGGACGAUGCGCUGAGCGCGAGCGCGCGUAGCUGCGAGCAUAGGACUUACAACCUCUUCACAUGUAACUGCCAUUCGUUUGUUGCGAACUGUCUGAACCGUCUUUGCUAUGGCGGUUCGAUGGAGUGGAAAAUGGUGAAUGUCGCUGUUCUGAUUCUGAUGAAAGGGAAAUGGGUCAGCGCGUCCUCUGUAGUCCGGUCGUUUCUGCCGUGUGCUGUGGUUACGUGUCUUGGUGUUUUCCUUGUGGGGUGGCCCUUCUUGAUCGGCCUCUUCUCCUUCUCGCUAUUACUCGUCGCCUGGUUCAUAAUUGCUACUUACUGUUUCAAGAACAUAAUGUGUUGAAAACAAACUAUAUAUUAUACCAUCUUUGGGUUGUUCUCUUUUUCUUUUGACA
Brassica oleracea var. oleracea is the source of this 1020-nucleotide messenger RNA. Its product is annotated as protein REVERSION-TO-ETHYLENE SENSITIVITY1. Gene Ontology annotation, biological process: regulation of ethylene-activated signaling pathway; response to ethylene. Bases 228 to 968 code for a protein of 246 amino acids. The record is from RefSeq and is a predicted model, not a curated record. NCBI's taxonomy places the organism in Eukaryota, Viridiplantae, Streptophyta, Magnoliopsida, Brassicales, Brassicaceae. The transcript has 4 exons. Gene Ontology annotation, cellular component: endoplasmic reticulum; Golgi apparatus.